GAGGAGGGCCCAGAUUCAGGAAAGAAACCUCAGUUGGCUGAGCACACAGGCCCUGCCCCUGUCUCCUGUCUGUCUGCAGGUCUGUGUGUCUGUCCCCAGCACUCUGCAAGGCUAGAAAAGGAGGAAGAAUCUGUCCAGAAUCCCUGCAGGACAAGGAAAAGAAGGGAAAAUCUCAACAUGGAAAAACUCUACAACGAAAAUGAAGGCAAGGUGGAAAUCGAGGGAAUGCCAGAAGAUGAAGCAGAGCCUGAAGAUGAAGGAAAAUCAGAUGAGGAAGACAAGCUGGAAGUGGAGGGGAAGCCAGGGUAUGAGGGAAAGCUCCAGAGUAAGGGGCAGCCAGAUGAUGAGGGACAACUGGAAGAGGAGGGAAAGCAAGAAAAGCAGGGCAAGUCUGAAAAUGAGGGAAAACCACACAGUGAGGGCAAGCCAGAAUCCCUGGCAAAGCCCGAGGGUGAGCCACGGGCUGCCGAAAAGCGCCCGGCUGAAGAUUAUGUUCCCAGGAAAGCAAAAAGAAAAACGGACAGGGGGACAGAUGAUUCCCCCAAGGACUAUCAGGAGAACUUACAGGAAAGGCACUUGGGCAGUGAGGAGAUGAUGAGAGAAUGUGGAGAUAUGUCAAGGGCUCAGGAAGAGCUAAGGAAAAAACAGAAAAUGGGUGGUUUUCAUUGGAUGCAAAGAGAUGUACCGGAUCCGUUUGCCCCAAGGGGGCAGCGGGGUGUCAGGGGAGUGAGGGGCGGAGGUAGGGGCCAAAGAGGCUUACAUGAUAUCCCAUAUCUUUAAUGCCUUUGGCCUUCAAUUUUGUUUUCUCUGAUGAGAAUAUUGCUGACGCUGCUUUCCCUGGCAGGCAUUUGCCAGGCUAUGUGCUUUAACCUUAAGCUGAUAUUUUGUUUUAGGUGUCACUCUUGUUACCAGCAGCCCUUUGAUCCAACUAUAAUACUCUCUGCCUUUCAGAAGGGAAUUUUCAUCCAUGUGCAUGGAAAAGAUGUUCAUGGUACAUUGCAAAAUAACAAUAAAGAUAAAACCAUUUUCAGAACCGCA
Molecule: messenger RNA, 1038 nt
Organism: Ailuropoda melanoleuca (giant panda)
Lineage: Eukaryota; Metazoa; Chordata; Mammalia; Carnivora; Ursidae
Product: transcription elongation factor A protein-like 3
Exons: 2
Coding region: 178-780 (200 amino acids)
Source: RefSeq, a predicted model, not a curated record